This is a messenger RNA of Colletotrichum orchidophilum, 1278 nucleotides long. Its product is annotated as glucosamine-6-phosphate isomerase. The transcript is spliced from 4 exons. Lineage: Eukaryota; Fungi; Ascomycota; Sordariomycetes; Glomerellales; Glomerellaceae. Gene Ontology annotation, molecular function: glucosamine-6-phosphate deaminase activity; identical protein binding. Gene Ontology annotation, biological process: N-acetylneuraminate catabolic process; D-glucosamine catabolic process; N-acetylglucosamine catabolic process. The record is from RefSeq and is a predicted model, not a curated record. Gene Ontology annotation, cellular component: cytoplasm. Bases 1 to 1278 code for a protein of 425 amino acids.
AUGAGGCUCAUCAUCCGCGACGAUGCCGAGGCCGCCAGUGCCUACGUAGCCAACUACGUCGUCGACCGGAUCAAGCACUUCAACCCUACCCCGGCGCAUCCCUUCGUUCUCGGCCUGCCGACGGGAAGCAGCCCUCUUGGCGUAUACAAGAUCCUUGUUCAAAAGUACAAGGCUGGAGAGAUCUCCUUUGAAAAUGUCAUCACCUUCAACAUGGACGAAUACGUCGGCAUCCCGCGCGACCACCCAGAAUCAUACCACUCCUUCAUGUGGAAGCACCUCUUCUCCCACGUAAACAUCCACCCCCAAAACGUCAACAUCCUCAACGGCCUAAACCCAAACCUGGAAUCCGAGUGCGUCGCCUACGAGGCUAAAAUCAAAGCCGUCGGCGGCAUCGACCUCUUCCUCGCCGGUAUUGGCGAGGACGGCCACAUCGCCUUCAACGAACCCGGCUCCAGCCUCGCCUCCCGCACCCGCGUUAAGACACUCGCCUACGACACCAUCCUCGCCAACUCGCGCUUCUUCAACAACGAUGUCAACCAGGUCCCGAAGCUCGCCUUGACGGUCGGCGUCCAGACCGUCCUCGAGGCCCGCGAAGUCGUCGCCAUCAUCCUCGGCGCUAAGAAGGCGCUCGCGCUGCAGCGAUGCAUCGAGCAGGGGGUCAACCACAUGUGGACGCUGUCCAGCCUCCAGCUGCACCCGCACCCGAUGAUCGUCGUGGAUGAAGACGCGACACUCGAACUGCAGGUCAAGACGGUCAAGUACUUCAAGAGCAUCGAAAAAGUCGCAAAAGAACAAGGCUUCGAACAGAUCCUCCCUUCCAAGAUCCGCACGGGACCGAGCCCCCCACCCAUCCCCGUAACCCGCCUCCACGAGGUCGACACCCCGACGAUCCUGCACCCGCAACCCACCACAUCGCGGUUGCUCCGCGCCUCCCCGGCGACAGAGUACCCCCUCCGCUCGACGUCGCCCGAUAUUGAGCUCGUUUUCGAGAGCAUGUCCUCCCGCACAAAGUCUCCCUCGGAGCAGCAGCUCCGUGCCGUCACGCCAGAUCUCGUCACCGACAGGAUGGCCAACCGGAUCCCGGAGCAGCCUGCUCUCGCGGGACGCCUGACACCGAAUCCCGAGCAGCAGCAGCAGACAUCCAUCAGCAGAUCGGCCACCCCGGAGCUGGUGCCCGAUCGCAUGGCCUCCCGCAUCCCUGAGCCGGCACUCGCGCGGCGUCUGACGCCAAACCCGGAGCAGCAGAUGAUGUCACGGGUCAAUGCUGUCGGUGCUUGA